CAACAACCGGAACCAGGAAAAACAUCUAGUUAGUUACACGUGUGCCUCUUCAUCGGCUUCAAACAAACGUAUCAUACCAAAAGCUUCAGCUUCUAGUCGAGCACAUCGCUGUCCCCUGCCUGACAUCCUGUGUGUGUAAGUCAGUGGGCCAGAUGUCCUUUCCCACCCCGUUGUACUCCCAUGCGGGCCGCGGGCCUUUCACUGACGUGUACGAGCCAGCCGAGGACUCCUUCCUCUUGAUAGAUGCCCUUGAGCAGGAUGCUGACAGACUGAAGAAAAUUAGCCCCUCUGUGUGUCUAGAGGUGGGCAGUGGCUCUGGGGUGGUGUCCGCCUUUCUGGCAUCCGUGAUCGGACCUACAGCUCUGUACCUCUGUACCGACGUGAACCCCGCAGCAGCCCAAUGCACUCUGGAGACGUCUCGCUGUAACGCCGUUAGUCUGCAGCCUAUCAUCACUGACUUGGUGGACUCUCUCUUGCCAAGGUUGUGUGGAAAAGUGGACGUUCUUUUAUUCAACCCUCCUUAUGUCAUCACACCAUCAGAAGAGGUGGGUAGCCAUGGCAUUGAGGCAGCCUGGGCUGGUGGGAGGUGGGGCCGAGAGGUGAUGGACAGGUUCUUCCCGCUGCUUCCAAAGCUACUGUCCAAUCAGGGGUUGUUUUACCUGGUCACUGUGGCAGAGAACAAUCCAGAGGAGAUCACCAUUCUGCUGAGGAAGUUUGGCCUACAGGGAGCACCUUGUCUGUCCCGACGAACUGGUCCAGAGAGCCUGUCUGUUCUGCGCUUCCACAGAACAACGUGAUCCUCCCUGUCCCACAGAGGAGACCAUGAACCUGCUGCUCCGACCACAGCGGUUUCAGCUUCAUCUCAACAACCAUGAGUGAUCACCUGAACUUUAACAUAAAUUGAGUGAAAGCCACAGUGGGUUCAUGGGAGCAUUGGUCAAAUAAGUGACCAUGUCUCAAGACUUUAACCCAAUGCACUAUACAAAGGCUAACAGGUUGUCCAUGCUAAUGAGUGUUCAAGUCUCCUUGAAUCGGUUUGUAUUGGGAGAGGAUCCAGUCAGUGUCAGUAUUGAAGACAUGUUGUACAGGUAGAGUUGACAUGCAGACUACACCGGGCACGCGCAUGUUGAUUUUAUUCAUCCACACCAGACCCCAUAAGGAGACGCAGGUUAAAAUAUCUAAAUGAACUCUGAACCAACUAUAUUAAUUUGGGGACAGGUCGAAACAUUCAUGGACAUUUAGCUACCUUGUUAUUGCUAGCUGAUUUGUCCUGGGAUGAAAUUAAACAUUGGGUUGUUAUUUUACCUGAAAAGCACAAGGUCCUUUUUUCCCCUGGAUCUCAGUAGAAUGCUGACCCAUUGAGUCACACACAAUUGUGUGUUCUCUACACAAUUAAUCCAGAUAAAAGGGGAAACCUAGUUAGUUAAGUAAUCUCUCCUCCUUCAGUCUUCUGUGGACUUUAUAUGGUGGUUGGCCGCCAACUAUGCUCCUAAAAACCAAUGAGGAGAUGGAAGAGGCGGGACUUGCAGCGCGUCACGUGUCAAAUAGUUAUUUUAGCGCCUAGCUGCGCAGACACUCGUGAACAGUUUGAUUAACGUGAACAUUUAUUUUGGAACGCAAGCAGUGUGGUCAGCAAGUGACUGACCCAAAGAUUGUCUUUGGACUCAUUUCAUUUUGGGGCUCGAUUCAAUCCAUGACGCUUAAGAUCUGCGAUAUACCGCAGUUCAAAUGUAGAGAUAAUUUCCGAUUGAGGCAACAUGCAGCGUUUACUGUGAGUGGAUGCAGUCCCGCGUACAUGGGAACAUUGCCUUUAAAUUUCAUAUUCAGCGCUACGGAUUGAAACAAGCCUUUAGUUUAUUGCAACAUUGUAGUUUGCACAAUCCUACCUGGGAUGCCAACUAAAGUUUUAAAGGUAUAAUUUGGUAUUUUCUGCUUUUUUGGAUCGAGGGGAGACGGGUGAAUGAGUUCUGCUGAAAUAGCAAUGGGCCGGAUUCGAACACAUGCUGCAACGGAGGCAGCAGUUUAGACCAAAAAUUGUUCACUCAGGCUGCUUACCAUUAGGAGAAAAGUGUUCCCGUCCACUUAGUGUGGCUCUCCCAAUAGACAACAAUGCAGUAGAAUCUGGAUCUGGUCUGCUUAGUUUCACUUCAAUUAAAAAAAAAAGUGGGGUGUCUUGCUUCUUCUUCGGCCUCUGGUUUAGACUGCUAUGCCACCGUAGGCCACUCCAACUGCAGUUUUGUGGAUAUGAAAGUUGUAAGUAAAAAGUUGUUUAAAAUAGAUGAACAACAUCAGUUUAUCAAGGUAUAACAUUUGUUUAUGUAGUUAAAUAUCCCCUGCGUUACUCAGUGUAAAAUGUUCAAAUGUUUUAAACAUACUUCAUGUUUGAGCAGAGUUUAAAUUGGCAGGGUUUAUGGUGAAUGCGAUCUCUACGAAAGUUGGAGUAAUGGCCUUUAGUCGACAGUAACAUUGAAGAUACCUUUAUUUUGAUUAAGGGCACCAACAACAUUCAAACGUGACCUGGACACUGGGAUAUGGAAUAGUGCCAAUGGGGGGAGGGCACCAAUGUCAAUGCUGCACAUUAUUAAAGCUGCUCAGUCAAUUAGAACGUGAUUAGAUGUAAUUAGUUUGGAAGGUUGGAAAACAAAAAGGUCGCAACCAGGAGUUGAACUGGGGACCUUGCGGGUUGCAUGUAAUGAUUUUUCAAACUAGUUUUCAUUGGGAAGAUGGAUAAAGCAAAACGCAGAAUCCUACUCCACGUGCUCGUUGAACAUCUCAUUCCAAAAUUAUAGGCAUUAAUAUGGAGAUGGUCCCCCCCCCUUAACAGCCUCCACUCUUCUGGGAAGGAUUUCCACUAGAUAUUGCUGCAGUCUCAUUUAGCCACAAGAACAUCAGUGAGGUUGGGCAAUUAGGCCUGAACCGCAGUCAGUGUUCCAAUUCAUCCCGAAGGUGUUCAAUGGCGUUGAGGUCGGGGCUCUGUGCAAGCCAGUCAAGUUCUUCCACACCGAUCUUGACAAAUCAUUUCAUACCAGUCAUCCAACAGAUUCCCAUUCAGAGCGACACACAGAAGCAUCCAGGGUCAAUGCCCUGCUCAAGGGCACAUUGACAGAUCUA
Messenger RNA from Oncorhynchus masou masou (cherry salmon), 3111 nucleotides. RefSeq names its product N-6 adenine-specific DNA methyltransferase 1 (gene hemk2). Gene Ontology annotation, molecular function: S-adenosylmethionine-dependent methyltransferase activity; protein methyltransferase activity; nucleic acid binding. The transcript is spliced from 7 exons. The record is from RefSeq and is a predicted model, not a curated record. The coding region runs from base 153 to 797 and encodes 214 amino acids. Gene Ontology annotation, cellular component: eRF1 methyltransferase complex. Gene Ontology annotation, biological process: methylation. NCBI's taxonomy places the organism in Eukaryota, Metazoa, Chordata, Actinopteri, Salmoniformes, Salmonidae.